AUGGCAGGCGGCGGAGUGUUUGGCAUGUUUGGCGCGGCCGCCCAGCACCUCCAGAGCGACCAGGGCGGCGCCGCAGGCGCCACGGGCAAUGCAGCCGGUAGCACCGCUUUCGACUGGAGCGAACCGGGCAGGACCAUGGACCUCACCUUCCUGCUCGACGCCACCGGAUCCAUGGGCAGCUACAUCAACUCGGCCACCAAAAACAUCGAGACUAUCUGCGAGAAUAUCAUCCACUCGGAGCAGCUCUCUGGGCCCGGCGCGCUGCGCAUCGGUCUGAUCGCCUACCGCGACCAUCCACCACAGGACCACACCUACAUUGUCAAGAACUUUGGCUUCCAUACCGAGGUCGACAAGGUCAAGGAGAACCUCAAGAGCCUCUUUGCGUCCGGCGGUGGAGAUGGGCCCGAGGCCGUGACGGCGGCCAUGAAGGCUGCCCUCGACCUCGACUGGCGGCCCAAUGCGACCAAGCUGGCCGUCCUCAUUGCCGACGCACCACCUCACGGCAUCGGCGAGUACGGCGACGGCUUCUCGGACGGCUCUCCCGACGGCGAGGACCCGCUGCGUCUGGCCAGGCGGUUCGCCAAGGCCGGCAUCCCGCUCUUCAUGAUUGCCUGCGAGCCGGCGCUCUCCGGCUACAUGAACGCCACCGACUUCUACCAGGGCCUCGUCCGCAUCACGGGCGCCAUGCUCGUGCCCCUGACGACGGCGAGCCUGCUCAGCCACGUCAUCCUCGGCCUGGCGGGCGAGGCCAUGGACCUGGACCGACUGCACCGCGAGAUUGGCGACGCCGUCGCCGAGCGGCUGCGCAGCCUCAGCCUCGAGGGCGGGCAGAGCAACCCGAUGGACGACGUCGCGCGCGAGCUCCACGAGCGUCUGCUGCUCCGCAACGAAAACACCAAGCAGCUUCACAUCGAGAGCAUCUACCGGGACUCGGAAGAGUCGCGGCACAACGUCCAGAUCUGGAGCUCCGCAGCGGACCUGGCCAGCGCGAGGCCACACAUCCUCAAGGUCUCUGGCUCUCGGCUGAGCGACAAGUACCUCCAGACGCGCCGGGCCGCGUCGUCAUACAAGCCCUACACACCCUUCCCGCACCCUCCCAGCGCGCCAGCAGCCUCGUCGUCGAGUUCGGCCCUGUCUGCGAGCUCGCCUCCCCGCUCGGGCACGUCUGGCUCGCGGCGUGUCAUUUCCGACUUUAGCGCCUUUUCGGCGUCGCCGGGAAUGUCGGUGCAGGCGUCCGGGUCACCGCCUUCGCAGUCGUCGCCGACGUUUGGGGGCACGUCGCCCCGGUUCGGCGGGGCCGGGUUCGGGUACAAGGGUCCGGAGGGCUUCAGCUACCGCGGCAGGGAUGCCGCCAUGGACGACGACGACGAAGACGACGAGGGUGCACCUGCAAAGGACUCCAAGACGCUGCCCGUGGCCGUCGAUGCGGACGGCGUGAUCCAGGUCGAGGGAGAGGAUGGGCAGAAGCUGGCCUACAGGCAGGGCGCCAUCAGCCUCGAGCAGGUGCGGAGGCUAGCCAUGCAGAGCGCGUACCGCGGCGGUCUCGCCGACAGCUAG
Molecule: messenger RNA, 1557 nt
Organism: Pseudozyma flocculosa PF-1
Lineage: Eukaryota; Fungi; Basidiomycota; Ustilaginomycetes; Ustilaginales; Ustilaginaceae
Exons: 4
Coding region: 1-1557 (518 amino acids)
Biological process (GO): peptidyl-threonine phosphorylation
Cellular component (GO): cytoplasm
Molecular function (GO): protein serine/threonine kinase activity
Source: RefSeq, a predicted model, not a curated record